AUGUGGGCAUCUACCCAGACUACCUAUCCAGAUUACCUACCCAGACUACCUACCCAGACUAUCCACACCCAGACUAUCCACACCCAGACUAUCUACCCAGACUAUCUACCCAGACUAUCUACCCAGACUACCUACCCAGACUAUCUACCCAGACUAUCUACCCAGACUACCUACCCAGACUAUCUACCCAGACUAUCUACCCAGACUACCUACCCAGACUAUCUACCCAGACUAUCUACCCAGACUACCUACCCAGACUAUCUACCCAGACUAUCUACCCAGACUACCUACCCAGACUAUCUACCCAGACUACCUAUCCAGAUUACCUACCCAGACUACCUACCCAGACUAUCCACACCCAGACUAUCCACACCCAGACUAUCUACCCAGACUAUCUACCCAGACUAUCUACCCAGACUACCUACCCAGACUAUCUACCCAGACUAUCUACCCAGACUACCUACCCAGACUAUCUACCCAGACUAUCUACCCAGACUACCUACCCAGACUAUCUACCCAGACUAUCUACCCAGACUAUCUACCCAGACUACCUACCCAGACUAUCUACCCAGACUAUCUACCCAGACUACCUACCCAGACUAUCUACCCAGACUAUCUACCCAGACUAUCUACCCAGACUACAUACCCAGACUAUCUACCCAGACUAUCUACCCAGACUACCUAUCCAGAUUACCUACCCAGACUACCUACCCAGACUAUCCACACCCAAACUAUCCACACCCAGACUAUCUACCCAGACUAUCUACCCAGACUACCUACCCAGACUAUCUACCCAGACUAUCUACCCAGACUACCUACCCAGAUUACCUACCCAGACUAUCUACCCAGACUAUCUACCCAGACUAUCUACACCCAGACAAUCUACCCAGACUACCUACCCAGACUACCUACCCAGACUAUCUACCCAGACUAUCUACCCAGACAAUACACACCCAGACUAUUUACUCAGACUAUCCACAACCAGACUAUCUACCCAGACUACCUACCCAGACUAGCUACCCAGACUAUCCACACCCAGACUACCUACCCAGACUAUCUACCCAGACUAUCUACCCAGACUAUCCACAUCCAGACUACCUACCCAGACUAUCUACCCAGACUAUCUACCCAGACUAUCCACACCCAGACUACCUACCCAGACUAUCUACCCUGACUACCUAUCCAGACUACCUAUCCAGACUACCUACCCAGACUAUCUACCCAGACUAUACACCCCCAGACUAUCUACCCAGACUACCUACCCAGACUACCUACCCAGACUAUCUACCCAGACUAUCUACCCAGACUACCUACCCAGAUUACCUACCCAGACUAUCUACCCAGACUAUCUACCCAGACUAUCUACACCCAGACAAUCUACCCAGACUACCUACCCAGACUACCUACCCAGACUAUCUACCCAGACUAUCUACCCAGACAAUAUACACCCAGACUAUUUACUCAGACUAUCCACAACCAGACUAUCUACCCAGACUACCUACCCAGACUAGCUACCCAGACUAUCCACACCCAGACUACCUACCCAGACUAUCUACCCAGACUAUCUACCCAGACUAUCCACAUCCAGACUACCUACCCAGACUAUCUACCCAGACUAUCUACCCAGACUAUCCACAUCCAGACUACCUACCCAGACUAUCUACCCAGACUAUCUACCCAGACUAUCCACAUCCAUACUACCUACCCAGACUAUCUACCCAGACUAUCUACCCAAACUACCUACCCAUACUACCUACCCAGACUAUCUACCCAGACAAUACACACCCAGACUAUUUACCCAGACUACCUACCCAGACUAUCUACCCAGACUAUCCACACCCAGACUACCUACCCAGACUAUCCACACCCAGACUAUCUACCCAGACUAUCCACACCCAGACUACCUACCCAGACUACCUACCCAGACUAUCCACACCCAGACUACCUACCCAGACUAUCUACCCAGACUACCUAUCCAGACUACCUAUCCAGACUACCUAUCCAGACUACCUACCCAGACUAUCUACCCAGACUAUACACACCUAG
Biomphalaria glabrata is the source of this 2046-nucleotide messenger RNA. Its product is annotated as adhesive plaque matrix protein-like. The record is from RefSeq and is a predicted model, not a curated record. NCBI's taxonomy places the organism in Eukaryota, Metazoa, Mollusca, Gastropoda, Planorbidae. The coding region runs from base 1 to 2046 and encodes 681 amino acids. The transcript has a single exon.